AAAUAAAAGAAAAUGGCGAAUUAUUUUGGUGAUGGACGGUUGUUCUUUUCUCUCAAAAAAAGUGUUUUUCCGAUUUAUGUGAUUAACAAAUUCAAUUUCAUUUAAAAAAACAAACUAACACGCUCUAAAAUAACCAAUUCUAUGCAAAAAUCCCUCAAUCAAACAUUCAAAAUGCUUCCUGAAGCAUAAAUCCCAACUAAAUCUCACGUGAUAAUCGCCAAAAACAACCCACAAAAUAAAAUCCUUAUUGGCCAAGAACAAAACGAACGAACGAAUUUGCUUUUGCGAAUUCCUUUAAUAUUUUUCGCCGUUUUUCUAUUUUUCUAUUAUGAUAUUGUUUUAUUUUGUAGUUUUAAUUAGAGUCCAUAUAUAUUGUAAUCCAUUGAUUGGUGAAGAAAUAAAAUGAUUCUAUUUUACAAAGUGAUUGAGUUGAAUGUGAAAAUCCACAGUUUAUUGAUUGUUUAAGUUUAAAUCAAAUUUGGAAGCAGGGAAACGCGUAAUUUGAGAUUUUUCUUGGUUUUUCGUGGUUGUGCCUCUUGAAAUCGUGGUUGCCUCCCUCCUUCGCGAAGAAUUUAAGUUGUAUUUAUAUAUUUGGAAGGAAAAAAAUGUAUUCUAAAAGGAGAAUAUCUCAAGAAAGACCAUCAACAUUCGCGAUGGUCAACACCUUGCUGCGACUGUGUGUGGCUGUGGUUGCUCUGCAACAGCCCUUGACUGUUUUUGGUGGGUUAACGCAAAGAGUUGUUCUCAUCGGAGUGACUGACUUAAAUGAAACUAUUCCCAAUGUAGGCUAUCCCAGGGGUACCACACCAACAACAGCCACGACGACGGCGACGGCAACUUCCAAUUCCAGUGAAGUAUCCACGCCUCUAUCUCGAGUUAGUGCCACUAUCAGCAGCAACAGAAGUGAACAGAACAACAACAACAGAACCCUUACUAUCGUCAGUGGUGGUUACAGAAAUAUAUCGUCAUCAACAUUGUCAACAACAACACCUACUGCCCUCACAGGUUUGGUAAUUCCGACAAGAGCCAGCAGUGUCCGUGAGCGAUCAGCUGCAAUAACAACAGCAGUGGCUCCAGCAGCACAACACAGAUCCAGAUACAAUGCCGAAAGCAGUAAUAGCAGCGAACAGCCCAUUCAAACGCUGCCAAUGCUCUCCAGUUAUGGCAAGAAGAAAGAUAGAAUUUUAAAAUGCCAUUGCGACAUCUGCAAAGAGAGCAACAAUAUCUGUGAGACUGAUGGCCUCUGUUUUACAUCUGUUGAACUUAGUAAAGGAACUGUUACAUUUAGUUACAGGUGCCUCCCUAAAAAAUAUGAUCUAGAAAGAGCACCCAUUGAAUGCCUGUCGAAUAAGGAGAAAAAGAAUGUCUAUAGGAUCGAGUGUUGUGAUACAGACUUCUGCAAUCAAAAUGAAAGAAUAAAGGACUUCGGCGGAGGUAUAGAAGUCAUUCCUGAACCAAGCAUAAGCACAUGGCAAUUAGUGUUUGUGAUUUUUGGAGCAACGCUCUUAGCUUGCCUCUCGAUUUUCCUGACUUGGUGCUUUUAUCAAAAACGAAAACGUUCCGCCAGCCGUAGGCCAUUUGCUGUUGAAGAUUCUGUCUAUGAUCCGAUUUUGAAUGGAAACACAAUUCAGGACAUCAUUGAAAUGACUACGUCAGGGUCUGGUUCUGCCGGUCUUCCGCUGCUGGUACAGCGAUCUAUAGCCAGACAAAUUCAAUUGCAUUGUGUCAUUGGAAAGGGUCGUUUUGGUGAGGUGUGGCGUGGUCGUUGGCGAGGAGAGAAUGUCGCUGUAAAGAUAUUCUCCAGUCGCGAGGAAUGUUCUUGGUUUCGAGAAGCAGAGAUUUAUCAGACUGUUAUGUUAAGGCAUAAGAAUAUAUUAGGAUUUAUUGCAGCAGAUAAUAAAGAUAAUGGUACAUGGACUCAACUAUGGUUGGUAACGGAUUACCAUGAAAAUGGUUCCCUCUUUGACUAUCUAACAUCUCACACGGUUGACACGAAGACAAUGCUUGGCAUGGCACUGUCCAUAGCCACUGGUCUGGCUCACUUGCACAUGGAUAUUGUGGGAACUCGCGGCAAGCCUGCCAUCGCUCAUCGUGAUUUAAAGUCGAAGAAUAUUUUGGUCAAGACAAAUUUGACUUGUGCUAUUGGUGAUUUGGGAUUAGCCGUUCGACAUGUGGACAAAGAUGAUUCAGUUGAUAUCCCCUCGAAUCAUCGAGUCGGCACAAAGCGAUACAUGGCACCGGAAGUGCUGGACGAUAGUAUUAAUUCGCAACACUUCGACUCGUUCAAACGGGCCGAUGUGUAUGCCUUUGGACUGAUACUGUGGGAGGUAGGAAGACGAUGUAACAUCGGUAUGAUAUACGAUGAGUAUCAAUUGCCGUACUAUGAUGUUGUGCAACCAGAUCCCACCAUCGAUGAGAUGAAAAAGGUUGUUUGUACGGAUAAAAUGCGUCCAAACAUUCCAAACCGAUGGCACGCAUCGGAAGUGCUACACAGCAUGGCAAAAGUAAUGAAGGAAUGCUGGUAUCCAAAUCCAGCGGCGCGUCUAACAGCUUUACGAAUAAAGAAAACACUGGCAAACAUAAGUGCCGAGGAGAAAGUUUAAAACUUUUAUCAUUCAGGUAUAAAAUUAAAAUUAAAAAUUAAAACAAAAGAAAAAUGUAAAUGUAUUGUAAAUAUUAUAAUUAAAAAAAGCAUAAAAUUAAUAAGAUUAAAUCGAUAGAAAGCGAGAGUAAGAAAUGAUUUUAUGAGAGAAAGAGAAAAAGAAAAGAAACAAAAUUAAAAUUGUGCAUUGUAUGAGGAUUUACACAUUUAAAAUUUAAUUUAUUUAAAUCUUAAAGAUUAAAAACAAAAGCAAAACAAAAAAAAAUAUUUAUAUACACACAAAAUAUGCAUAAUUUUAUAAAUAUAUAUAUAUAUUAUAUAUACAUAGUUUAUAGUUACUUAAGCAGAGUAUUCAUAGCAUCCUGAACUAUUUGACUUUUAAGUAGAUUGUAAGUUUUGUUUUUAAAUUUAAUUAAACCAAUUCUUAACAACAAACAAAAAUAUCUUUUAUCCUAUGUAAAAAAAUACUUGUUUAGUUUCUGUUUUAUACCUUAAACUUUAAAAUUAUUCCCACUCAGGUCUAUAAAAUAGAGUAUGAAAAAAUAAUCAAAUAAAACUUUUUAUCCUUUUUUUUUAAAGUUGUUCCUUGUUUUGUAUAAUCUUUUUUUAAAUAAGCUUUGUUUCUUUACACUUCUCAUAUUGAUUUUAUAGACACUUUAUUCGUAAAGUUUUCUUACAAGUUCAGUGGUAGUUUAUGAAGGUAUUUGUUUUUUUUUUUUUUAUAAUAGGACUUUAAAUAGAAGUGAAAUCUUUCGUGUUUCAAUAUGAAUUAAGCUAAAUUUGAACUCAAUGACUGCCAAGCUUAUGUUUGCUUAUGUUUUAUGCUGGGUGCCAGACCUAUUCUUGUAAUUUAAAUAUAGAAAAACAUUGUGUUUAAGUAAUCAUGGAUUUAUUAAGAGGGUUCAUUGCUACGAAUUUGCAAGCCUUGCUUGGGUUUUAAAAUUAAAAAAGCUAAACUACUUCUUUCAAUUUUAUGUGAUUUUGCCGUGUUCUAGUUUCAAUCAUUUUUAUGCUUAACGGAGGCAAAGAAAUCAUUUUAAAAUGUAAUUAGACAAUUUUUUUUAAGAAGUAACA
Messenger RNA from Eupeodes corollae, 3676 nucleotides. It is a transcript of the gene babo, whose product is annotated as TGF-beta receptor type-1. The coding region runs from base 606 to 2603 and encodes 665 amino acids. Gene Ontology annotation, molecular function: activin receptor activity, type I; activin binding; ATP binding. The record is from RefSeq and is a predicted model, not a curated record. Gene Ontology annotation, cellular component: activin receptor complex; plasma membrane. The transcript is spliced from 7 exons. Gene Ontology annotation, biological process: activin receptor signaling pathway; protein phosphorylation; cellular response to growth factor stimulus. NCBI's taxonomy places the organism in Eukaryota, Metazoa, Arthropoda, Insecta, Diptera, Syrphidae.